Messenger RNA from Mytilus californianus (California mussel), 462 nucleotides. Its product is annotated as 39S ribosomal protein L27, mitochondrial-like. The record is from RefSeq and is a predicted model, not a curated record. Gene Ontology annotation, molecular function: structural constituent of ribosome. Gene Ontology annotation, biological process: translation. The annotation marks the transcript as partial. The transcript is spliced from 3 exons. Gene Ontology annotation, cellular component: mitochondrial large ribosomal subunit; ribosome. Lineage: Eukaryota; Metazoa; Mollusca; Bivalvia; Mytilida; Mytilidae.
CCAAGGCUCCGUGUUGAAAGACAUUUGCUGAAGAAUUUCAGUUCACCACAGUAUAUACCUGCAUGUACAGUGGUUAGAGCCAGUGGUAUAAAGAGACCAGGAAAGGGACCAGUAGUAAAUAAACCAGAUUUUAUAAGACCUGCUCAUGGUAGAAAGGUGAAAAGAUUAGAUGGGCAGUUUGUACAUAGAGGAGAUGUGUUAGUUACACAAAAUGGAUUAAAUUACUAUCCUGGUGAAAAUGUUGAGAUUGAGAGAACCAACAGACUAGUAGCAAUGUGUGAUGGAACAGUGAUGAUAACUACAGAGACACUCAAUCCCUAUCAAGACAGUCCACUUUAUGCACCUGUUUCUCAAGGAACGGAAAUCAAGAGAAAAUUUUUCCAUGUUUAUCCUAUUCCUUUACAUGGAAAGUUUAGAUUAGUGAAUGAAGUUUAGAAUUUUAAUACACUGUUUAUUGACAUU